AUGAAUAAUACAAAUUGUUUCCCUAAAAUCUAAAAGGCAUAAUCAACAGUAAAAGUAUUUUAUAUAAAAUAUAGGCAAAACUUUUAAUAAAGACAGAUUGGGAUUAGAGUAUCAAUUCAAGUAUACCUCUAACAAUAAGAGCAGAAAUGUCAUCAAACCGAAUGAAAACUGAUUUUACUAAUAAAAACUUUUAAACUAAUUCUGAUGUUUCUUAUCUAAAAAAUAAACAUAAAAAAUUUCAAUCAAUUGAAAGCAGCAUAUAUAAAGAUCCAGAACUAUCUUAAACAGUAAAAACAAUAUAUAUAAGUUUUAGAAAUAUGAUAAAUCUUUAUAAAGUUUUUAUAGUACAAUGUACAGAAAAUCAUAAAACAAAUUACAAUUCAAAAAUAAAAUUGAUAAGAAUAUUAAUAAAGUUUAAUGGUUAGACUUUGAAGAAUUAUUAAAAGAUAAGAAUUUAAUGGAGAAUGGAUUAUAAAAAUACUUUUUUGAUAUUUUGAAACAUGAAAUAAAAUAAUCACCAAAUUAAUCAGUUAUUCCACCAAAUAGAUAAUAAGCUUUAGAUUUGAAAGAGUGGUUAUUCUUUAUGCUUUAAAGAACAAAAGAUAAAAGCAAAAAUUUAACAUCAAUAUAAAUAGCUGAAGAAAUUUAACUAAUUUAUACAUCUUGUUUUAAAGAAAUUAUAAAGUAUAUAUAAUUUUAAUAUAUAGAUAAGUUAAAGUUGAAUGUGUGGAUAGAGGAGAAUUACUAUAAAUAAUAUGGGAUUUUUAUAUUUAAUUGAUUGAUUAAAUAAUUAAAAGUUCAAAUUAAUAAAUGCAAUGUGUUGAAUAAGAAAUGAAAAAUAAAAUGAUUGAAUAACAAAAUUUUUAUAAUGAAUAACUUCAUUAUUAAGAACUCAUUUAUAAUGAAAGCUAGAAUUAAAUUAAAUAAUUAUAGUUUGACUAUGAUAGAGCUUUAGAUAUUGAUUAAUAAUAAAAAUAAGAAAUAUUAUAAUUAACAUAAGAAUACAGAGAAGCACUUGAAGUUAUUGAAUAACAUAGAAAAUAAAUAGAUGAAUUACAAUUAUAAAUUGUUAUGUUAAAAACUGAAUAAAUUAAUGAAAAUAAUCCAGAAAAUGAAAAAAUAAAUAUAAAAGUAUAAUAGGGAUAGUCAAUUGUUUCACAUUUAAUGAAUUUUCAAGCUAAAAUUGAUAAUAAUUAGAAAUAUAGAAUUAAAUCUCCAUUUAAAUCAUAAGGUAGUAAAUCUCCUGGUAGAUCACCUAAAAAAAAUAGUAUUAUGUUUGAUAGAUGGGAAUAAUUAAGAAUAUAAGAAAAUUAAUUAAAAUCUUAAAUCAUAUCACUAAAAUAUUUAGAUUUUGAUAAAGAUUAAUAACCCUCUUAAAAUAAAAUAAUAUAAAUAAGUGGAACAGAUGAUAAAUCAGUAUAAACAGAAGAUUAAUCUUAAUCUUAAAAUUAAAACAAUAAUUAAUAAGAACAACAUAAUUUACAUAGUCAAUAAAAUAUUUCUAUUUUGGAGAAAAGCAAAUAAGUAUCUAAUAGUUUGGAAUAAAAAAUAUCUAUGGCUAUGAAAAUAUUAGAAGAAUAAAAAUUAGAUGAAAAUAAUAAAUAAUUGUUAUGUAGAACAUUAAGUGAAAGUAAAGAAGUUUGUGAAUAAAAUAAAUCAUUAUCAAUGAGAUUGAUUUCAAUGAAUAGAUUAGAUUCAAUAUAAAAAAUGGAAUUAUUGGAAAAGGAGGAAUUAUGUUAAGAAUUGGAAAUGAAAUUAUAAUAAACAGUAUAAGAUUUUAUAUCAAUAAUUUAAAAUAGCAAAAAGAAAUUGUAUAAACUUGUAACUAAAAACACUUAAUUAAUUGGAACUUUGAAAUAGAUUGAAAGUAAAUAUGAAAUUAAAAUUAAUGAAGUAAUAGAUGAGGAGGAAUGUUAAAUCAAUAAUUAUCUUAAUGAUAUAGAUUAAAAUAGAGAAGAUAAUGAAUUAAGUCUUAGUAAAGAAUCUUAAAAUUUAGAUGAUGAAAGAUAUCCAUAAGAGAAAUUAAUUAAAAUGGUAGAUUCAAUCAAUCUCAAAAAAUAAACCAAUUAAAAAUCUUAAAAUUAUUAAGAAGAUAAUUCAGAAACUAAUAAUAAUGAUUAAUCAGAAUAAAUUGAUAAUUAUUUUGAUAAUUAAACCAGCCCAAAAGAUAUCAGAUACCUAUAAGAUAUUUAUCAUAGUUAAAAAGAAUCUGAACCUAAUGAUGAAAAUACAUUUAAAGAUUCUCCAGAUUAAAUGCCAUCUGAUCAUUCAAAGUCAGAUCUAUUAAUAAAUCCUAAUCAAAAUAAUAAAUCUAAAGAAUUAGAUGAAAAUCUUAUAUAGAAAAAUAAUGAUUUGAAAACUUCUACUAAGAACAAAACUAAUUCAAAGAAUAAUCCUACCAAUUCAAAAUCUAUAUAAAGAAUUUAAUAAUAAUAAUUAGGAGACUCAAAGAUUAUCAAUCAACAAUAAUAUCAUAUAAGAAAUAGUAAAAAUUAAUUAGACAAUAAUUCUAUUAAACCUACAAAAACUAAUUCUAAACAUAAUAUAAGUAAUAGUCCCAUAAGAGAAACAGAUGAAAUUUCUUAAAUAAAUUAAAGCUAAAGAAGUCUAGUAGAAUCAGAUAGAAUUGAUUUAGAUGAUGAAAAAAACCGUUCUCAAAGAAUUAAAGAUGUCAUAUCAUAAUAUAAAGAUAAAUAAUUUACUAAAUGUAAUAUAUGUUUUAUAUAUAUGUAGAUGCUUCUGCUCAUAAAACUCUAAAUUUUAAUUUACUAUAAGAAACUAAGCAAGCUAAAAAAUUUAGAAGGGUUUAUAGUUAAAAUACUGAUGUAGCUAAUAAUUUACUUAAAUAAGUAAUAAAUAGUAAAAAUUUAACUAAAACUUUAUCUUUCCUACAAUUCAAUAAAAUUAUUAAUUAAAUAUUAACUGAUGUUUCAAAGUAAAAUGAAGCCUAUAAAAUACCAUUUCAUGUUUGUAUUUAUGAUUUCAUAAAAAAUAAAUAUGGAUUUAAAUAAGUGGCUGAAAAAAAAAUAAAAUAAGUAAUUUAUUAUUAUUUAUUUUUAAGAUCUAUGAAUUUAUCAUAAUUGAGAAAGAAAAGAAUGCAAAAGUCUUGUUAAUUUCAAAAUAUUGUAAUCUAAAAAAUGAAAUUGAUGAAGUUGCUUAAAAACUUUUAAUUGAAGCUUUUUUAUUUUUUAAUAAUAAAAUUGAAUCCAAUAAAACAGAAUUUUUUAUAACUUAUGAAUCAGCAAAUGAAUUUUUAAAUGAAAAAUCUUAACUUUGGUUAUAAACUAAUUAAAUGCAAUAAUUAUAAAAUUAAUUUAAGGUAUUAAACUAAUAAUAUGGGUCUAAUAAACAUUACAUUAAUUUUGAUUAAUUUAUAAUGAAAAUCUUAGAUUUUUAUAUAUUUAAUAAAAAAGACUAUUAAAAGAUAUUGGAAACAUUAUUUAAGGCUGCAGAUUUAGAUGGAAAUAAACUAAUAGAAUAUUAAGAAGUAAAUAAUAUAUAAUAAAAAAUAUAGUUUAAAACUCUUUAUAGAGCAAUCCAUACUUAAUAAAUGUUAACUGAAAGUUUAUUAUAAGUAUUUUUAAAAAAUGCUGACUUUGCUGAUGAUUAAGGAGAUAAGUAUCUAACAUUACCUAGAUUUACUGAAAUGGCAAUUGAAUUAAGCAUUUUUCCAAAAGAAUCUGUUAUUAAAUAUGGAGAAGGUUGUGAAAAAAUAAAAGAGCAUUGGGAAAAUGAGAAAAAUACAAUAAAAUCUAGGUUUUUAGAAGCUAAAUAAUAUUUAAAAGUUAAACAUACAUUCGUAGAGUUAGAUAAUUUAAUAAAUAAUAAUAAAAAAGAGAUUUAAAGUAAAAUAUUAUUAUUUUAAUAAUUAGAUAUUUUAUGGAUGAGUUAUAAACUUCUUAAUGAAUAAUCUUUGAGAGUCUAUCUUAAGUAUAAUUUAUACUUAUUUCAAGAUAUUAAACUAAAUAGUGUCUUUCUGAAUUGCUACCUUUGGAAAUAUUAGAAAUUCAACAAUAAUAUAAAUAAUUAGAUACAAUUGAAUGA
Messenger RNA from Paramecium primaurelia, 4044 nucleotides. The record is from the annotation of a GenBank genome assembly. NCBI's taxonomy places the organism in Eukaryota, Ciliophora, Oligohymenophorea, Peniculida, Parameciidae.